Molecule: messenger RNA, 5807 nt
Organism: Phlebotomus papatasi
Lineage: Eukaryota; Metazoa; Arthropoda; Insecta; Diptera; Psychodidae
Product: sodium-dependent neutral amino acid transporter B(0)AT3
Exons: 8
Coding region: 1158-3257 (699 amino acids)
Biological process (GO): sodium ion transmembrane transport
Cellular component (GO): membrane
Source: RefSeq, a predicted model, not a curated record
CUCACGCAAUUUUCAGAAUUAUUUUGGCCUCCGUACCUGUUGGUUCUCAAUAAUUUUUAUCACCAAAUCAAUGGUGAAUUUAUCAAUUGAUCAGGACAAUUGGCCAAAGUGUUCUCUUGGUGUUAAUUUUCCCUUUGAAUAAGUCUUGCAAAGUUUCAGUUUUUCCUUGGUCUGUAUAGUGAAUGUGUUUGUAGUGAAAGAAUGUAGAAAAAGUUCCAGUCUCAGUGAAGUGGAUAGAACAAGUCUAAGAAAAUGUAUGAAAGAUUAUUAAUUGAUUUUAUUCUUUCUGUGAGAAAUUCGUAAAAAUUGUGUAGGAGUUUCGAUGAGAUAGCAAGUUAGAGAAAGAAGAGAGAAGUCCAGAAUAGAGCUUUUUCCAUGCUUUUUCGAGCUUUCUCCGUGGGUUUCAUUACAUAACUCCCUCUCGACAACUGAAAAUGUGCUCCCUGUGAAAUUCUUGUGUUAUUUGGCAUCGCAAUUGAUCUCAUAAAAUCCAAAUAAUGAUUCUUUUACGAGCACACAGUGUGUUGUGAUUUUCCAUGCAAUAGUUUACAAGUGAAGAACACCCUUGACUCCUGAAAGAGGCAUCAAAGACUCAGAAAGGGAAUGAGGAAGUAAAGUAAUAUAAUGCCACUGAAAUGUAAUUAGGAGAAAAGUUAUUCAUAGAAACUCACAUCAAAAACGUUAAUAAAAGUGUGUCAAAAGUGUCUCAAAAGUGCUAAGAAAAAAAAAGGAUAAUUAGAAUUCAAGCAACAUUGUAAUCGUAAAUUGAGGAGGACAAUGUGAAAUGAUGAAGACGAAAAGCUCCACUUUUCCACACAAAUAGCACAAAAGCAUUCGCUGCAGAUGAUACUAUUUAUACUUGUAUAGAGCACUUUCAAUGGUUGAUUCGAGCGAGAAAAAGCCACCUCAUUUAGAAAUUCUUGUGUGAAAGAGCACCAAUGUUUUAAAGCAAAGUUCAUCAUAGAAAAAGCUUUUCAUUGAAACUGCACGCUGUUUUCACAUUGCACAAGAACUUUUCUCUAGCACUCUGUGCACAAUUGAGCGGAUUGAACGACAAAUUGCGGCAUCUCUUUAGUUUAUUCCUCUUUUUCUCCUGUCACGUCUCAAAAAUAGCAGACAUUUACUUGCUAGAAAAGAGUCCAAAGUAUCGCUAAAGAAUGGCCAACACAGCACAUUUAUUUCGUAGACAAAGCUCACGCGAUUUGGCUCCAUCAUCGCCUAGAACUCUGGAUAAUUUAGAACUCAAGGAGUUACGCGGAAGACUGGUCAGGGCUGAAAAUGGUUCUAGGAUCUCAAUGUAUGGUGCCACAAAUCAGGCAUUUCAGUCAGACACAAAUGAUCCUCAGCCAAUACUGCCUGAAAUUAAAGAAGCACCCGUGGAUGGUGCCGUGGAGCAGGACAUUUGUCCUGAGAGACCGGAGGAUGAACGUGAGAGCUGGGACAGUAAAGUCACCUUCCUUUUGGCCACCAUAGGCUAUGCCGUUGGCCUGGGAAAUGUUUGGCGUUUUCCUUAUUUGGCGCAGAAAAAUGGUGGUGGUGCCUUUCUCGUGCCCUACUUCAUCAUGCUUGCUAUCCAGGGAGUUCCCAUCUUCUAUCUAGAAUUGGCCAUUGGACAGAGAUUGCGUAAGGGAGCAAUUGGUGUCUGGCAGCAGGUAUCACCUUAUUUGGGCGGUAUUGGAAUAUCAUCGGCUGUGGUGAGCUAUGUUGUGGCGCUCUAUUACAACACAAUCAUUGCCUGGUGCCUCAUUUACUUCCUGCACAGCUUCGAGUCACCACUGCCAUGGGCAGAAUGUCCUAAGCGCUUAUAUAAGAAUUUCACCUACGACUUAGAGCCUGAAUGUGUGAGCUCAUCACCAACUCAGUAUUAUUGGUACCGAUCAACUCUCAUGUCCUCUCCAAGUGUCAAUGAACCGGAAGUGUUCAAUUACAAUAUAGCUAUUGCUCUGAUCGUGGCCUGGUUUCUGGUGUACAUGUGCAUGGUGCAGGGAAUAACUGAAUCUCCUAAAGUCGUAUACAUUACUGCAAUCUUUCCCUACGUUGUCCUCAUCAUCUUCUUCUUUCGCGGGAUCACUCUCAAAGGAGCCAGUGAUGGACUUAAGCAUCUCUUUACACCACGAUGGGAGACUUUAGCUGAUCCUGUUGUCUGGUUAGAGGCGGGAACGCAGAUUUUCUUCUCACUGGGGCUCGCUUUUGGGGGAUUGAUUGCUUUCAGUUCCUACAAUCCGGCCAAUAACAACUGCUACCGUGAUGCCCUUCUCGUUUCCAUCACUAACUGCUGCACAUCGAUGUUUGCCGGAGUUGUAGUAUUCUCAGUGAUUGGAUUCAAAGCUACAGCAAUUUUCGACAAGUGCAUGGAAGAUAAAAACAGUUUAAUUGCUCUCAAUAAAACAACGGAUUUGCCUGUAUGUGAUUUGCAGAAGGAGUUGGACAAUAGCGCAUCUGGAACUGGAUUAGCAUUUAUCAUCUUUACGGAAGCCAUCAACCAAUUUCCAGGAGCACAACUUUGGGCAGUAUUAUUUUUCCUUAUGCUCUUUACUUUGGGCAUUGAUUCGCAAUUUGGCACACUCGAAGGAGUCGCAACUUCUUUGGUUGACAUGAAACUCUUUCCCAAAGCCUCGAAAGAAGUUAUCGUCGGGGCUCUCUGCUUCACGUGCAGCAUCUUUUCUAUGAUGUUCGCUCACGGAGCCGGAAGUUAUAUCUUUCAACUUAUGGAUAGUUUCGCUGGCAAUUUUCCACUCCUUAUUAUUGCCUUCUUUGAGUGUCUCUCCGUGAGCUAUGUGUAUGGGAUUAAGCGUUUUGCCGAUGAUAUUGAAUUAAUGACAGGAUCUCGCCCAGGACUGUACUGGAUGAUAUGUUGGAAAUACAUAUCUCCUUUGGCUAUGACUACCAUUCUUACGGCAUCUUUCUUCGACCUAGCAAUACGUGGAAGCAACUAUCCUGCCUGGAAUAGUCUCAAAGGCGCCACAGAUUCUCUGGAAUGGCCUCAUUGGUGUAUCGCCAUAGCCAUAAUAAUGAUUCUUUCCUCGGUCUUGUGGAUACCUGGAGUAGCUAUUUGUCGGCUUCUGGGAAUCAAUAUAAUUGAGGACACAGAUCCCGCCUGGUUUCCUGUCAAUGAACUCCGUGAGGUGCACGGAAUUGUUCCUGUGGAGCCCACAGAGGUGGAAAGGACACUGUUCUGCAUUCAACCCGAUGGCUCCGAAGGACUCUGUUGUCCAACGUAUUCACUGCGGGAAGAAGCUCUCGAGGAAGAAGAGUAAGCAUAAUUGACAAUUCCCUUUCACAGCAAUUUCUUCUGUGAUUCUCGACAUUGAAUGGUAUAAUUAGGUUGAAAUAGGAGAGACAAUGGAGCAAGAUUGGGAAAUGGGAAAAUGUGUUAUUCGUUAGUGUGAAAGGAAAGACGCGCGCAGAAAAAAGUCAGGAAUUCGAGUGAAAAAUAAAAAGAAACUUCAGCCAUAUCAAAUAAUUCCAUAUCUAGCACUUUUCUUGUGACUUUAGUUCGGGACAAGCAGAAUUAAAAAAAAAACUCUUUUUCGUCACUUCCUCUUCAAAGACUGAACAAAAUGUUAAUAGUAAGAGCGAAAAAAACUCACCGAAAGUGUGAUGGAGAUGGCAAAGAAGCCACUUUUUCUCCAAGCACCCGUCAACUUUCCCCCAUCGUCAAUAUUCCAUGAGUAAUAAUUUAAUUUCGUUGGAAAAUUAAUUAAAUUAAAUUGAUGCCGUCUCGAAAAUUAUUUAUGAAUAGUAGUGCUGAUAAAUUAUUAGAUACAUACACAAAGUGCAUAGUGACACAGAAGAUUAAUAAUAAUUUUCAAAUGUGAUGAGAGUUGUUUAUUAACUACUAAUAGGGUACUAAGGUAAAUUGGGAAGUACAUUAAUCGAAAAAAAAUGGAAGCACAAAAAAAUAUGCCGUUAACAGACAACACAAAAAAAAUUAAAAUCUAAGACACUUUUAACAACAAACAACAAAAAAAAACAUUACUAGCAUAGAUUUACAACAAUCAUAACCAACGGCUUGAGAAGACAAAAAAAAAAGGUGGAAGAAAGUUUAUGAGGAAAAUACCCUAAUGAUAUAAAUGUGUGUUGUAAUAGACAUUAUUUAGUCAAAAUAAAAUUAACAUAUUGUAGCUAAAGAAGUUAAACUUCUUACCCUAAUUACCUCUUUUUCGUUAACAGUAAAUUUCGUAUGAGAACAAAAACUUUUGUUAAGAGUUCCUUUUAUUAUUUACAUUGAAUGGUGGAAAGCCUAAUUAUCUUGUCUAUCUAUUUAAAAGUAAAAUAAUUGCAGAGCAAACGCUAAAAGGACUAAUCAUGUCUUAUAUAUGGCGCAAUCUCAUAAACUUUUGAAAGCAUUUCAAAAUUUGUUAUACGACUACAUUUUUUUAAUAAUUCAAUUAUUUUUUUGAAAUUGUUGACUAUGUAGAGGCCUAACGAUAAAAUAUCGACUUUUAGUAUUCAAUGAUCCCUCCUAUAAGUUAAUAUUGAUUAAAGAAAUUUUUCUUCUGUCUUGGCCUCUUUAUAUAAAAAUAAAAGAUUUUUUAAGUUUUUUAAAUAUUCUUGUUUUUAAGUUGAGUUAUGCCCAACGAACAAUAACUUUUGUUUAGUAAACAUCUUUUUGACAUUUCAAUGAGAGUGAAUGAAACAUAGGUCUAGUCGUCUCGCUCAUUCUCAUGGGAAAUUUUGAAAACAUGUUUACAAACAAAAGUUAUUUUGCGCUGGCCAUUAUACCGGUCAAAAGAUGAUUUUUAAUGUUUUAAUAGGGGAAUGUUGGCAUGGUUCGCACAGAGUGAACCUUCAAAAACGCAAAUUUUCUCUAUGUUUGCAAUUUUCUCUAUAUAUAUAAAUAUAUAUAGUAAUAAAAAGAUAUUCAAAUUUUCAAUAGGAUUGGAUUGGCCUCAAUUUGCAAUGCAUUCGUACAAUAGAAGAAAGAGGCUAUCUUUCAAAUUUUGCUUUUUUUUGCUUUUACUACGAUAAGGUUAAGUUUCAUUUCUAAAGUAGGAGAAAAUGCCCUAUUUCAAAGGUGCCCAACUUCCUCCUACCGGAAAUUGAUUCUCCAUUCUUUCAAAACUUCUUUUUAUUGGUUUGUAGGUGCAUGAUAUAGACUUAGAGGCUUAAUGGCCUAGACACACUUACGACUUAACGGAUAUACGGCUUAAGGUUAUAAUCAAAAUAACGAUUACCUGAUUUUCAAUAGUUUCUGACUAUUGAAACUAGAGAAAACUGAUACUAGAGAAAUUCAAGUCCAUAUUGAACCAUUUUCCUACACAAGCGUAGCGAAUUCGCUUCAAUAUGGACAUAAAUUAGUCUAGUGUGUAGAGGCCAUAAGGCGUAUUUCGGCUUUAGCAGAGAAACAGUUUAGUUAGUAGGAAACUGUUUCUAAUUUAGUCAAAUCAUAAUUUUGAUUAUAGUUACGUUAAGCCGUCUCUCGGCUCAAAUAGAAGUGUAUUUAAAAUAUAACGGUGAAAAAUUUCGACUUUUGGUUUUCGAUGAUCGUUUAUAAGUUAUGUCAUUUUUUUUAGAUAGUUUUAUCCUAUAAGAACCAUAUUUUAGGUUUAUUUUGAAAAUGGCCUAAGUGGUACUUUCAUUUUCGGAUUUGCUCUGUGUUAACGGUAAUAUAACCAUGAAAGAUCUACGAGAGAUUAUACUUAUCUGUUUUAGCUGAGGUUCUUUACAAGCUCUUUAGAAUUAUACUUUCUGAUAAACUUCACAAAUUCACAAAUUUUGCAAAAUGUUUUGUUACUUAGUAAAUGCUUUUUUUUGUCAACAUAAUUCUAUCACAGUAUUUUGAAAUUUAUAAAAUUUUGGUCAAA